Messenger RNA from Conger conger (European conger), 6563 nucleotides. RefSeq names its product zinc finger and BTB domain-containing protein 44-like. Gene Ontology annotation, molecular function: DNA-binding transcription factor activity, RNA polymerase II-specific; protein binding; RNA polymerase II cis-regulatory region sequence-specific DNA binding. Gene Ontology annotation, biological process: regulation of transcription by RNA polymerase II. The record is from RefSeq and is a predicted model, not a curated record. NCBI's taxonomy places the organism in Eukaryota, Metazoa, Chordata, Actinopteri, Anguilliformes, Congridae. Bases 257 to 2197 code for a protein of 646 amino acids. The transcript is spliced from 6 exons.
UAUCUGAAGGGACAAAGAAGCAAGACGAAGCGGAACGGGCCUUAGUAAACUUUCUAACAAUUUGUGUCGGGUUUUAAGACUUCCUACAAUACGAGGAAACAUUAUGCAGAACAGAUUCUGAAGCUCUAUCGAUGCGAUAAACUCUAAAUUAACUGAGAAAUGGGACUUUAAUCGGCGAAAGAAAGCAGCCCCAAGCCUGCGAGCUCCACUGCUGUAAGCCCUCAUCGUCCGUCGGCAGGAGGUGACACUCUUCGAGAUGGGUGUGAAAACAUUUACGCACAGUUCCCCCACCCACAGCCAGGAGAUGCUGGAGAAGCUGAACGCCCUGCGCAACGAGGGCCACUUCUGCGACGUGACCAUCCGCGUGCAGGACAAGAUCUUCAUGGCGCACAAGGUGGUGCUGGCCUGCUGCAGUGAGUUCCUGCGCGCCAAGCUGGCAGGGCUGCCGGACGGGGCGGACAAGUUUGUGCUGGACCUGCACCACGUGACCGUGAGCGGCUUCACACCCCUGCUGGAGUACGCCUACACCUCCACCCUCUCCAUCAGCACGGAGAACAUCAUCGACGUGCUGGCGGCCGCCAGCUACAUGCAGAUGUUCGCCGUGGCCAGCACCUGCUCCGAGUUCAUGAAGUCCAGCAUCCUGUGGAACGCCGGAGCCUCCGCGGCUGCGGCUCAGGAGAAGCUUCCGGAAACGGCCGGCCCCCCCGACGGCCCCUCGGGUCGCGCCCUGACGCCGCUGGAGGGCAGCCUGUCGCCGGUCUCGUCCGAGUGCAGCGUGGCGGAGCGGCCCGGCCCCCUCCUCCCGCUGGCGAGUGGACGCGAGUCGCGCCGCAAGAGGCGGAGUUUUGUUGUCAUGUCGCCCGAGAGUCCGCUCAGCAAGUGCAGUGGUGGUGGGCGGGCGAGUUCCCCGCCGGCGCCCAACCCCUUGCCCUCUUCCUUCUCCGAGACUUCCGUCCCACCAGUCGACUCUUCCCUGGCCUUCCCGUGGACCUUCCCCUUCGGGAUCGACCGGCGCUUCCAAUCUGAGAAACCUGCCAAACUUCCCGGGAGCCCCCACGGCAGCCUGGAGCAGGCCCGGCCCUCCGACGUGGCCCGAGGGCUGGCCGACUACCUUGCCUGCGAGGGCCCCAAGGCAGUGUCGUCCCCGCUGGAGGCCGAGGAGGACGUGCGGGUGAAGGUUGAGCGUUUGAGCGACGAGGAGGUGCACGAGGAGGCCUCUCAGGCCGUCAGCGCCUCCCAGAGCUCCCUUAGCGACCAGCAGACCGUCCCUGGCAGCGAGCAAGUCCAGGAGGAACUCCUAAUCAGCCCACAGUCCUCCUCCAUAGGUUCCAUUGAUGAAGGAGUUGCAGAAGGGUUGCCAUCAAUUCAGGGUACAUCAAAUUCUGCUGGCCAUGCGGAAGACGAUGAGAGGUUGGAAAAUGUUCAGUACCCUUACCACCUUUAUAUAAGCCCCUCAGCAAGGCCUGGCACCAAUGGACCAGACCGGCCCUUUCAGUGUCCCACAUGUGGAGUCAGGUUCACACGCAUCCAGAACCUGAAGCAGCACAUGCUAAUCCACUCAGGCAUAAAACCCUUCCAGUGUGACCGCUGUGGAAAAAAGUUCACACGGGCGUACUCCUUAAAGAUGCACCGGCUGAAGCACGAAGGUAAACGCUGUUUCCGGUGCCAGAUUUGUAGCGCCACUUUCACUUCCUUCGGUGAAUAUAAGCACCACAUGAGGGUCUCCAGGCAUAUUAUCCGCAAGCCGCGGGUGUACGAGUGCAAAACGUGCGGCGCUAUGUUUACCAACUCCGGCAAUUUAAUCGUACACCUGAGGAGUCUGAACCAUGAGGCGUCAGAGCUAGCAAACUACUUCCAGAGCAGUGACUUCCUCGUGCCCGACUACCUGAGCCAGGUGCAGGAGGAGGCCCUGGGGCAGUACGACCUGGCGGAGCACGGCUUCCACAGCAGCUCCUCUGUCCAGAUGCCCGUCAUCUCCCAGGUCUCCUCCACCCAGAACUGCAGCGCCACCUUCCCCCACAGCCCCCCGGGGCCUCUGACCGACAGGGAGGAGGAGGAGGAGGAGGACGUAGAGGAGGUGCAGCGGGCGGGGACCCAAGAGCCAAAGAUCCAGCCCAGGAGCAGAUCUCUGGGCGCUCCGGAGGACAGACUCCCCCAGGAGGUGAAGGAGGAGCUGGCCUCCACUACAGUGGAGUAAGGACGUCUGCUCCGCCCUCUACCCCCGCCCCUGCAAACCCAAUGCCCUGCCACUGGAAAGUGCCUGAAGUCUCCAAUCUUCACAAGAAAACAAGAGGUCAGCACCCUCUGACCCAAAACAAAUAUCUCCCUUCUGUAACCUUGUGCCUGUUUCGGCUUGGUCCUGUGUGUGGAUUUUAAAAAAACGAAAAAAGUUUUAUUUUGUUUUCUUUCUCUUUGUGUAUGACUGUUUUAAUAAGUGCUGUGGUGUACGUUAUUUUAAAGUGCCGUGGCUGCAAACAUGACUUGAUGUUGCAUAAAAAAAACGAGCAGCUUGUAAUAAGGAUUUGUGUGAAACACUGUUGGAUAUUGUCGACGGUCGUGAAUUGUGUGUAUGUGUGCGCGUGUUUUCCCUAAGAAUAUGAACCACGUAAAAACACUUAAACAAAACAUAAGUAUUUAAAUGGCAUUUUAAUGUGUUUUUACUUGAAAAUUGGCAUCAUGCUCGCAUUACAAGAAGAACUAGAUUACUGCAGUCCCUUUGUCUCAGACCUUGGAUAAACGCAGGCUAUCUCACCUGUGCUCCUAACGUGUAACUGGCUCGUUCUUGUUCAUGACUAUGCCGUUUUAAGGCAUGGAACUGGGAGGGUGGUGCACGCAGUGUUUUUAAAUGGCAUGUUGUGUGAUACUGAGGUGUGUGUGUGUGUGUGUGUGUCUAGUCAUUAGACUCUAGUGUAAUGGCCGGAAUUGGUGUUGCUGUAGCGAUGUGGCACCGUUGUAGCGUAAAUGGGGAAAUGUUUUGCAGAGAGGCUGCAUUGAGAAAUGAAGACUGUUCAGCACAGCACCCUACUGGGUGAUUCUGCCUCCUACAAAACUCUGUGUUAUAACAAGAGUCUCGUCAAAGGAGACAGGAUAGGCUAAUUGCAUUGCCAAUGGGAACAAAAUAACAUUUGCAGAUUUUGCAUCAUAUCGUUUUGAAGUUGUAACUCUUAGGGACUUUAGUGCUUGGCCCACUGUGAACUUAGUUUAUGAAUAUGUGUGGCGUUCAGUCACUCCUCCAUACAGAAAUGGCAUAUACUGCAAUAUAUUGAAAUAAAAUGUAUUUAUCUAGGUAUUAUCUGCAACACCCCACAAUGUUUGGACAAAUGUGCAAAUUUCUGUCACUUUGGGUAGAUGUGUAAAUAUAAACUUUCACAAAAACCCACACAUUCAGAAUAUUACAGUAUAUAACAUUUGUGUAAGGUUAUCUCCUUUAUUUUUUUACAGAAAUGUUCAAAUCACUAACAUUCUGCCAACCAUACAAACUGUUGACUUUAAAGAGAGUGUAGCUGUAUAUAUAGUAGAGAAUAAGGCUGAGAACAGUGACAAAGUAUUUAUCAGCAACUAUAUUCAAGGGUUUAUGUUGUCUGAGUGUUUGUAUUUCUGUACAAAUGGAAACAGACAGACGUGUAACCUACUAUCUGAAUAAAUUCUCAUACAUUACAAACUUUGAUUUGAGCAGUAGGUUAAUGUCAAUGUUUUAGAAGUAUGGAUGGUUAAUUUGUGAUUUGUGUCAUACGGUAUGCAGACUUGUUUUAAGACUUGUUUGACGCAUGCCGUAGAAAUCCUAAAUGUACAGUCAUAAUUAAAGUAGUUCCAGGUAUAUUAAAUGUGCUCUAAUAUUUAUCAAAUCACAUUCAUCAAAAUAGAUGGGAAACACUAAAUACCUAACUUAAUCUUUGUUUUCAGUUAUGAAUAGAUUGUAGUAAGCAUUAAUUGUUUAGCCAGUUCAUUAACAACAAAAUGUGUAUGCAUAUGGCCAGUGAUGGCCUCUGGCCUUCGUUUCUAACUUCUAAUAAUAUUUAUUUGUUACAUUGUAUAUUUCCUUGCCCUAUCCUCCAGUGGUAAAGCAAAGUAUACAUGCAUUGUGGAGUGAAUGUAGUUUGACAUUUCAUAUUUUUUCAUGAUUAUACACUGGAGAACAGAGGUUGCGUAAGUAGGGUUACUAAUAUCUGAAUGUGACUGAGAAAAGCAACAUUUUUCCAAGUGAAAUACGUGUUUAUGACUUAUCACUCCUGCUUUUUUGUGAUUUAUAGAAAAGCAGACGUAGUAUAUACAUAUAACACUUUUCCCGAUGCUGUAAGUUUGUGUGUUUUAGGUUGUUUUUUCCCUUCUCUUGAGCAAUCUACUUUUGGUUUAUGAACGCUCUUUGCAGCUAUUAGUUGCACUUUCUAGUUUUGAUCAACUUUCCAUUCUGAUCAAUGUUCUCACCUGAAGAAUGGGGUUUAAUAACUGAAGAACCCUCAAACAAUGCCCAUUUGCUCAUUGCUGUUAGGCUGACGGCUUAGUUCCCUUGCCGUGGAAUGCUGUGCUUGAUAGUGUUCUAGAACCUCUAGACAUUGACUGUGGGGUAAUGUAAUGAAAACUUUUAUAUCAAACAAAAAAAUAUCGCCCCCUUGCUGGAAAAUCCUGUAAUAUUCUUAUUCUUAAGCAAACAAUUUGGGCACCCAACCUUAAUAAAGAAAGACCUGGUUUACAUUUGCACCUUGAAGAUGCGUUAAGGGAGCAAAGCACAAAGAGUACUGUACUUGUAUGUGGUAAGGGAAUUGCAAGGGGCAAUCUGAUGACAUUGUUUUCAAAAUUAAUCUUGCUGAUGUCAGCAACACUUUAGGUGAUUUUAUAUAGAUAUAUAUAUAUCUUAACUAAAUGCUGCUGUACAGUGAUACUGUCAUAUUUAAAAACGUGGCCUAAAUAUUUCAGUAAAUUCAUUUAGACAUUUCUGUGCAAUAAAUUGACAUGGGUCGUAAGGUCUGUUGCCAACCGUUUCUGACUUUUUGUAUGAAAGAGUUUGCUGUGUUAUUGUGGAGAUCAUGUGAUGUGACUGAGGUGGACUGAAGAGUGGUUUUGAGCCUUGUGUGCAGUGAUUGUCAGCCCUGGUCCUGGAGGAGCUGUGUGUGUGUGCUAGUUUUCAUUACAACCACGUUCGUGAUUAUAUGCAUCCUUCAAAUGUCUUUGAGCUCGAUAAUGUGCUUUUAAACAGAAUACAAUCUUAUCCUGAAAGGGCUGUGUGGGUGUAGGGUUUUGUUUUAUCCCAUCAUUAUGACACCUGAUUCAACUAAUCAACUAAUCAUGGUCUUCAAUCAAGAUCUUGAUCAGUAGAAUCAGGUGUGUUAGGCUAAACCAAAAACCUGCACCCACACAGGCCAUUUUAUGAUAAGAUUGGACACCCUUGUAAUACUGGUCUUUGAGUUUUCCAGAAAUGGUGUAGUUUCAGUGUCAAGGUGCCCACACUGUCAGCAAUCACUGAAUUCAGCUGUAUGUCUAUCAAUGACUUGAUACAAAAUGUAGUACAACUCAUUUACUGCUGUACAGUAAAAUGUAUACAUUAUUUGUGUGAGAACUAAUCUGACUGAUGAAAGUUUUGAAAUCAAUAUUGAAUGUUCAUUCUUAAUAACAACAAUAUCCAUUUCUAACAUAAUGUGGCAUUAACGGUGUAAAUCAUGUCUAUUAAAAGACUUGGUGGACACUGCGGUACUUCAGGACCAGGGUUGGGGACUGCUGAUGUAGGCUUUUAAAAGCCAGUGAACUCCCUCAACUUGUGACUCCUGUAUUCAGUUUGUUUUUGUAGAUUUGAGAGCAUGUGCAUCCUGGCGUUCAGCGUCUCAGCAUUUCCGUAACCGAUGCCUUGUUGAGGUGGUUAAGACUAUGCCUUCAUGCCUUGGGCCACAGUUGUUUUGACACUUUGUUUUUUUCCUAAACCUGCUACAGCAUCUUUUGGCAUGAGGAUUUUGGUUUUCCACACCUUGCUUCUGUUGUGGAAUGAUUUGAUAAAUGUUUCUUCUGGUAUAGUUUUGCGUUUUAUAUAUCAUAUACAGUUCAUAGUGUUUAAUGGGGGGUGUAGCUAUUUGUCACUAUAUAUAUUUUUGUGAGCUUUUUUUGUAUUACUGUUUGAUGAAUAUGUCAUUUUUUUUAUUCUUAAUGUGAAUACCAGGAAACGGUCAAUGGAUUUUGAGCCUUAUAGUGUUCACUUUGUGACUAUGUCUGUAUUAUAUAUAUUGUAUAGUUUCAUUAAUCUAAAGCCUAGUUUUAUUAGUAUUGUGUGCCUUUUGAUAUUGAAUCUGUAGUUUAUUUAAAUGGUUUUAAACAUCCAAUGAUGAUUUUGGUAUAAAAGAGUGAAAGGUUACAAUGAACUUUGUAACAUUUGUUUUAUGAAGUACUGCAGCGAGAUUAUGAUCUAUAACUCUUUCAAAACAUUCACAAUUGGCAAAAACAGCUUAGUUUUUCUUUAUAUUAUUGGAUGUUUUAAGCCAAGUUAUUGUGGUUUUGAAAUUGCAGGUAUGUUAACUGGGGAUUUUUGUUUUGUACAAACAACGCAUUUAGAUUGUAAAUAAAAGAUAAUGCAUCAAAUA